Molecule: messenger RNA, 4634 nt
Organism: Globicephala melas (long-finned pilot whale)
Lineage: Eukaryota; Metazoa; Chordata; Mammalia; Artiodactyla; Delphinidae
Gene: AFG1L
Product: AFG1 like ATPase
Cellular component (GO): mitochondrion; cytoplasm
Molecular function (GO): ATP hydrolysis activity; ATP binding
Source: RefSeq, a predicted model, not a curated record
UCGAAGGGCAUUGGAGUCCAGCUUGCCCUCGAGCUACUAGAGGUCGCGUUCUUCCGCUGCUCCCUUUCGUUCUGUCGGGCGGAGCCUUCCGUGAGCACGGCUGGAUUUGUCUGUGCUACCGUCUCUCUUCUGGGUUUCAAUAAAGUUUUCCUCUUCCUUCCCCUGUACGGAGCUCAAGAUGGCGGCCUCUUGGUCGCCCUUGGUUACCCUGCGCUUAGCGCCGAGCCGGCUGAGAGGAAGAUGUGUCCGGUGCAGGGCUUGGGCCGCUGCUCUCCCCACUUCGGUCACCGCCCCUGGAAACCCCUUUUGUAAAGCCUAUACAGUUCAGACAGCCAAGAGUAUGUCUUCAACUGCUGCUACAGAGGUUUAUUCAAAAGCUUUAGCUGUUUGCCAUGGACCACUGGACCACUAUGACUUUCUGAUCAAAGCUCGUGAGCUAAAGGACGAUGAACAUCAAAGAAGAGUUAUACAGUGUUUGCAGGAAUUACAUGAGGAACUUAAAGGAUACAGUAUAGAGGCAGAAGGCCUUUUUUCUAAGCUUUUUUCAAGGAGCAAACCUCCAAGGGGCCUGUAUGUUUAUGGAGAUGUUGGUACAGGGAAAACAAUGGUGAUGGACAUGUUUUAUGCUUAUGUGGAAAUGAAGAGGAAAAAACGGGUUCAUUUUCAUGGUUUCAUGCUAGAUGUUCACAAAAGAAUACACCGCCUUAAACAGAGUUUGCCAAAAAGGAAACCAGGAUUCAUGGCUAAAUCAUACGAUCCAAUAGCUCCUAUAGCUGAAGAAAUCAGUGAAGAAGCAAGUCUUUUAUGUUUCGAUGAAUUUCAGGUCACUGACAUUGCUGAUGCCAUGAUUCUGAAACAGCUUUUUGAAAAUCUGUUCAAAAACGGGGUCGUCGUUGUGGCAACAUCCAACAGGCCACCGGAAGAUCUCUAUAAAAAUGGACUCCAAAGAGCUAACUUUGUACCAUUCAUAGCUGUCCUGAAGGUCUCUAAGGCAAUGGGAGAGUGGAAUGCAUGUAUUUGGGCAAUACUGUAUUUCUUUCUGGAAUACUGUAAUACUGUCCAGCUAGAUUCUGGGAUAGAUUAUCGGAAAAGGGAACUUCCUGCUGCAGGAGAACUCUACUACCUCACAAGUGAAGCUGAUGUGGAGGCUGUCAUGGAUAAGUUGUUUGAUGAGCUGGCUCAGAAACAAAAUGAUUUAACUAGACCAAGGAUUCUAAAAGUGCAAGGCAGAGAGCUGCGGCUGAAUAAAGCCUGUGGAACCAUUGCCGACUGCACAUUUGAAGAGCUGUGUGAGAGACCACUUGGAGCCAGUGACUAUUUGGAACUGUCAAAGAAUUUUGAUACAGUAUUUUUACGAAACAUUCCACAAUUUACCCUGGCAAAGAGGACCCAAGCUCGGAGAUUCAUAACUCUCAUUGAUAACUUUUAUGAUUUCAAGGUGCGCAUAAUUUGCUCUGCAUCAACUCCCGUAUCAAGCUUAUUUUUGUAUGAACAUCAUGACAGUGAGUUGGAGCAAAGCAGAAUACUGAUGGAUGAUUUGGGGCUGAGCCAGGAUUAAUAGAGAAAAUGGAUUGUUGUCGAACAUCAAAGAUUUCCCAGAAAGAGGGCACCAUCUUGUGGUCAGUGGAAGAACUGACAAAAACAAAUGUCUAAGAAUCACGGAGUUGGAGAGCCAAGGUUGUCAAAAUUGUAGUUCCCAGGCCUACCCUGGAGAGUCAGAUGCAGUUGGUGAGAUGUGGGACCCCAGGUAGGUACUUGGUAGAGCUCCCCGUGGGAUUCUCCCCAGGGGAUUCUAAUGUGCAGCCGGGGUUGAUAACCGCCAAUCAGGAGGUCUUUCCCCUGACCACACAGAGUUGGGCCCAUGUGGGACUCCUGACUCCUCACCAGGGCACUUUCCAGAGAGUAGAGGCUGCUGCUGUGAUGCACACCAAGGCCUCUUAAGGGCCUCCCUGCCGCCUCCGAGAGCCUGUUCCUCUUCUUCCUUCCUCUGCUUCUCCUCCUUCCCUAGACUCUCCUGCCUUCUCCACCCCUACUACAGCAGACUAGCUAACCCACCAGUGCUUCCUACUUUGCAAAGCACUCGCUUCUACCCUAUCAUUUCAUCCACAGCAAUUCUCUGAAGGUGUGAUUAUCUUUACUUCCUAAGAGGAAAUGGAGGCUCAAGGUGACACAGCCUGGAAACAUGUCUUCUAGACUCAAUUCUUGUGCUAAUGGCCUUGUCUGCCACAGCAGUACUAAUAAUAGCCCCCAUUUAUUUUUUAUUUUAUUUAUUUAUUUAUUUAUUAUUUUUUUUGCGGUACGCGGGCCUCUCACCGUUGUGGCCUCUCCCGUUGCAGAGCGCAGGCUCCGGACGCGCAGGCUCAGCGGCCAUGGCUCACGGGCCCAGCCGCUCCGCGGCAUGUGGGAUCUUCCCGGACCGGGGUACGAACCCGCGUCCCCUGCAUCGGAAGGCGGACUCUCAACCACUGCGCCACCAGGGAAGCCCAAUAGCCCCCAUUUAUUGAGCCAUUGUGGACCUUGAGGGCUGGGAUAGGAAAGAUGUGGGUGUAGGGGCAUGGACAAGGGGAUUGCUCCUUACAGCACCAUAGGGGAUGGCAAAGAACUGGAACAUGGUAGUUGGCAAAACUUUGAAGUAUCAAUCAGCACGAUCAUUAUGUAAAAGGAGGUAUUAUCACCACUAGUGUUUUUGUCUGAUGAGAAAACUGAGUGUCAAAAAGAUGAACUAACUGGAGGCCACUGGGUAUCUAUCACUAGGGGAAUGAAUGGCUAAGGAAGGUGGACUCUGCCCUCAAGGGAAUCCUCUGCAGGGUCAGAAGCAACGAACCGUGUUUAUGUAUAGCAUCAUGGACAAGGCUCACAUACCACUGAGGGAAAAUUAGAGUUAAUACCAUUAACAUAAGUUUGGAAACCCACAUGCAAAAUUACACUAAAUAUUUUUCUAGGGCACACAAAAUCUAUAUAUACUUAUGGAAAUAGAUUAAAGAGAAACAACAUACACUAGAGUGGAUGCUUAUGGGAGGAAGGAAAUGAGAUUGAAUAUGGUGGAUGAGAGAGGAAAAUUAAAAAGGCUGCCUCCCAUGGGCAAAUGAUGUCAGUGUAUCAUAAACUGAGGCAUAUGAUCAACAUAAUUUGAUGCACCAGAGGUCCCUCAAAAGAGAGAAGAAUGGAAAAUAUUUGGGGCAGAAUCAUCGGAAAUUCUCCAGCAUACUGGGACUCCAGGGAGGUACAAAGACAACAGACAUUUUUGGGAUUGGCGAUGAGGGUUUGUAGAAUGUCUAUUCGGAGUGGGACAAAUGGGACCUAAUUAAAAUUAAAAGCGUUUGCAUAGCAAAGGAAACCAUCCACAAAACGAAAAGACAACCUACAGACUGGGAGAAAAUAUUUGCAAAUGAUGCGCCCGACAAGGACUUAAUUUCCAAAAUAUACAAACAGCUCAUAUAGCCAGUAUCAAAAAAACAAACAACCCAGUCAGAAAAUGGGCAGAAGACCUAAAUAGACAUUUCCCCAAAGAAGAUAAACAGAUGGCCAACAGGCAUAAAGUCAAGCAGCACUAGCUCAAGCACAUGCUUAUCCUGACUCAUAAGGAAUCCAGACACUUCGCUCAUCCAGUGGGGUAGGGAUCCAGAGGCAACCUGACAGAAGGGCCAGCGGGGCAACAACAGAGCACUGGUUAGGAGUCAGGAGUGUAUUUGAGACUUUGUAUUGCUAUAGCUUACAUAACCUUGGACAAGUCACUUAACAUUAUUCUUUGGGCCUCAUCUACGAAGUUUUUCUCUGUGAAGUUCUGAUAUUUAUAAUUUGAUUGAAUAGUGUACAGAUAUAAGUGGCCAAUAAACGCAUGAAAAAAUAUAUUCCAUAUAUUGAGCAAAAAUGUUCAAUACCUCAUUAGGGAAAUGCAAAUCAAAACCACAAUGAGCUACCACUUCACACUGCUAGGAUGGCUAGAAUUAGAGAGACAGGUAAAAAAAGUAUUGGCAAGGAGGAAGGGAAACUGGAACCCUCAUACAUUGCUGAUGAAAAUGUAAAGUGGUGCAGCUUUGGAAAGUAGCUUGGCAGUUCCACAAAAUGUUAAACAUUUAAAGUUACUGUAUAAUCCAGCAAUUCCACUCCUAGGUAUUUACCCAAUUGAAAUGAAAAUAUAUGUCCCCCAAAAAACUUGUACGUGAAUGUUCAUAGACAGCAUUAGCCCCAUAGUGAAACAACCCACAUAUCCACCAACUGAUGAACUGGCACACAUGAUGUGGUAUACCCAUACGAUGGGUAAUUAUUCAGCAUUUGAAAGAUGAAGUACCAAUACAUACUACAACGUGGACGGACCUGGAGCACAUUAUGUUAAAUGAAAGAAGCCAGUCACAGAGGCUGCAUACUGUAUGAUUCUCUGUAUGUGAAAUGUCCAAAGUAGGCAACUCCAUAGAGACAGAAAGUAGGGCCUAGAGGUGGUGGCAGGAGUGAGGAAUAAUUUUUGAUGGGUACAGGGUUUUUUUCUAAGGGUAGUUUCAGGGGGUCUGAAAUUAGAUUGUGGUCAUGAUUGCACAAUUCUGAGAAUAUACUGAAAACUACUGAACUGUACACUUCGAAUGGUAGAAUUUUAGGAUAUGUGAAUUAUAUCUCAAUAAAGCUGUUAAAAAAUCGUG